CCCCCUCCAGCCCCAGCUGCGCGGAGGGAUUCUGUGAGCAUCACUGAGUCAGUGUGGCGGCACUGUAACCAGGACCGGGAUAGGGCCAGGGCAGCAGCGAGCGAUCCCCUCCCCCUCCACCGACACCAUGAUUACUUCGGCCGCUGGAAUUAUUUCUCUUCUGGAUGAAAAAGAGCCCCAGCUCAAGGAGUUUGCUCUACACAAGUUGAACUCGGUAGUCAAUGACUUCUGGGCUGAAAUUUCAGAAUCAGUAGUUAAAAUUGAGGAAUUAUAUGAAGAUGAGACUUUUCGAAGUCGUGAGUUUGCUGCCUUGGUGGCAUCCAAGGUUUUUUAUCAUUUGGGAGCUUUUGAGGAAUCGUUGAACUAUGCGCUUGGAGCUGGGGACCUCUUCAAUGUUAAUGAUGAAUCGGAAUAUGUGGAAACCAUCAUAGCAAAAUGCAUCGAUCAUUACACAAAGCUACGAGUUGAAAAUAGAGAAUUACCCGAUGGAGAGGAGAAAUGCAUUGACCCUCGAUUAGAAGGUAUUGUGAAUAAGAUGUUCCAACGCUGUUUUGAUGACCACAAAUACAAACAAGCAAUUGGCAUUGCUCUGGAGACCAGAAGGCUUGAUGUCUUUGAAAAAGUGAUUCUUGAAUCUAAUGAUAUCUCUGGGAUGCUUGCAUACAGUGUGAAGGUGUGCAUGUCACUCAUGCAGAAUAAGCAAUUCAGAAAUGAAGUACUGCGUGUUCUGGUCAAACUAUAUAUGAAUCUGGAAAAGCCAGACUUCAUUAAUGUGUGUCAGUGCCUAAUUUUCCUGGAUGACCCCCAGGCAGUAAGCGAUAUCUUAGAAAAGCUUGUAAAGGAGGACAACUUACUGAUGGCCUAUCAGAUCUGUUUUGACUUAUAUGAGAGUGCCAGCCAACAAUUCCUUUCUAGCGUUAUCCAGAACUUGAAGACUGUAGGCACUCCCAUUGCUGUGGUACCAGGUUCUACAAACACAGGCACUGUGCCAACUGCUGAGAAAGAAAGUGAAGCUAUGGAGACAGAUGAGAAAUUGGGAAACUCUCCAGUAGCAUCCAUGAAAACAACAGAAUUGUCUUCAGAGUCCAAAGCCUUGCAGGAUCAAAACACAAAAAUGAUAAAAAUACUAAGUGGCGAAAUGUCUAUUGAACUACACUUACAGUUUUUAAUACGAAACAAUAACACAGAUCUUAUGAUAUUAAAGAACACAAAGGAUGCUGUCAGAAAUUCAGUUUGUCAUACAGCAACUGUGAUUGCCAAUUCUUUCAUGCAUUGUGGAACAACAAGUGACCAGUUUCUCAGAGAGAAUCUUGAAUGGCUGGCAAGAGCCACGAAUUGGGCUAAGUUUACAGCAACAGCCAGUCUGGGAGUGAUCCAUAAGGGUCAUGAAAAGGAGGCCUUGCAGCUAAUGGCAACAUAUUUACCCAAGGACUCCUCACCUGGUUCAGCUUAUCAGGAGGGAGGAGGUCUGUAUGCACUUGGUCUCAUCCAUGCAAAUCAUGGUGGUGACAUCAUAGAAUACUUGCUCAACCAGCUAAAGAAUGCCAGCAAUGAUAUUGUGCGUCAUGGAGGGUGCCUUGGUCUUGGUUUGGCUGCACUUGGCACUGCGCGACAAGAUGUCUAUGACCUGCUCAAAACAAACCUGUACCAAGAUGAUGCUGUCACUGGUGAAGCAGCUGGUCUAGCACUGGGGCUCGUCAUGCUAGGAUCAAAGUCAGCCCAAGCAAUUGAGGAUAUGGUGGGUUAUGCACAGGAAACUCAGCAUGAAAAGAUUCUUCGUGGCUUGGCUGUAGGCAUUGCUAUGGUCAUGUAUGGCAGAAUGGAGGAAGCAGAUGCCUUAAUUGAGAGUCUCUGUAGAGAUAAGGACCCCAUUCUCAGACGUUCUGGAAUGUACACUGUUGCAAUGGCAUAUUGUGGAUCUGGGAAUAACAAAGCGAUCAGAAGACUGCUGCAUGUUGCUGUGAGUGAUGUCAAUGAUGAUGUCAGACGUGCUGCAGUUGAGUCACUUGGUUUUAUCUUAUUCAGAACUCCAGAGCAGUGUCCAAGUGUGGUGUCUUUGCUUUCUGAAAGUUAUAACCCUCAUGUUCGAUAUGGUGCUGCCCUUGCUCUGGGAAUAUGCUGUGCUGGAACUGGCAAUAAGGAUGCCAUAAACCUUUUGGAGCCAAUGACUAAUGAUCCAGUGAACUAUGUGCGCCAGGGUGCCCUGAUUGCUUCGGCCCUUCUGCUAAUCCAGCAAACAGAGAUCACGUGUCCAAAGGUGUCUCAGUUUCGACAGCUAUACGCAAAGGUUAUCAAUGACAAGCACGAUGAUGUCAUGGCCAAGUUUGGUGCUAUACUAGCUCAGGGCAUACUUGAUGCAGGUGGACGCAACAUGACUAUUUCACUCCAGUCACGGACAGGUCAUACCCAUAUGCCCUCAGUGGUUGGGGUGCUGGUAUUUACCCAGUUCUGGUUCUGGUUUCCUCAUUCACAUUUCUUGUCUCUGGCCUUUACUCCAACUGCAGUCAUUGGGCUAAACAAGGAUCUCAAGAUGCCUAAAGUUCAGUACCGUUCGAAUUGUAAGCCAUCAACAUUUGCCUAUCCUGCUCCCCUGGAAGUUCCUAAAGAGAAGGAAAAAGAAAAGGUUUCCACAGCUGUCCUGUCAAUCACUGCCAAAGCAAAGAAGAAGGAGAAGGAAAAAGACAAGGGAAAAGAGAAAGAGGAAGAGAAAAUGGAAGUUGAAGAGACUGAGAAAAAGGAUGAAGAUAAAGAGAAGGAAAAGAAAAAAGAGCCAGAGCCAAGUAGCCAGUUAUUGGAGAACCCUGCCCGAGUAAUGCCUGCACAACUUAAAGUCUUGGUUAUGCCAGAGGGGUGCAGGUAUCAACCUUUUAAACCUCUGUCAAUUGGAGGGAUUAUAAUUCUAAAGGAUACCAGUGAAGACACAGAGGAGCUUGUGGAACCUGUUGCUGCGCAUGGACCCAAAAUUGAGGAAGAAGAAGAAGAACCGGAACCACCAGAGCCAUUUGAAUACAUUGAUGAUUAAGUAAAAGUUGUAUAUGGAAAUUCAGAAGAUCCGCUCACCUUGUUCCAACACUUUAAUUUUAUUGGAGAUGUCCAUUCAAGGCGUGUAAUCCACAACAUGCUUCUGCAGAAUGGGCUGCAGCAAUUUCACAUUUGUCACGGUGACCCUCCAUACAGCUGCAAUAGAUUUAUUACAUGUUGUAAAAGUUGGAAAUGUUUUAAUGAUCUCAAUAAACCACUUUCAUGUAGAAGAAAA
Molecule: messenger RNA, 3256 nt
Organism: Hemiscyllium ocellatum (epaulette shark)
Lineage: Eukaryota; Metazoa; Chordata; Chondrichthyes; Orectolobiformes; Hemiscylliidae
Gene: psmd1
Product: proteasome 26S subunit, non-ATPase 1
Exons: 25
Coding region: 128-3022 (964 amino acids)
Biological process (GO): proteasome-mediated ubiquitin-dependent protein catabolic process; regulation of protein catabolic process
Cellular component (GO): proteasome storage granule; proteasome complex; nucleus
Molecular function (GO): enzyme regulator activity
Source: RefSeq, a predicted model, not a curated record